UUUAGGUUGCUUCCACCUUUUGUGUAUUAUGAAUAGUGCUGCAAUGGGCAUGGGUGUGCAGAUACCUCUUCAAGAUUUAACUGCUUUUUACACGUGAUGGCAACCUUGACUCACAGAAUAAAGUGACUGCCUGAAGCAGGGUUUCUCAACAAAAGUGAUACUGGCAUUCUGGGCCUGAUAAUUCUUUGCUGUGGUUAAGUGUUCUGUGCAUUGCAGGAUUUUCCGCAGCACGGCUGGCCUCUACCCACAAGACGCCAACAGCACCCCACCCCCCAACAAAACGUAUUCAUACAUUACCAAAUAUGGGGUACGGAUGGGGCGCAAAAUCGCCGCUCCAAAGAAACACUCGGGGUCAGUAUAGCCGGGAUCCUGGCUGGGGCCGCCCAAGAGAUGAGACAGAGCCACCAUGGGGACAACAGCCCCAGGGCCUAUUCACCUGCUGGAGCUGUGUGACCAGAAGCUCAAGGAGUUUAUCUGCAAUGUGGACAAUAAGGACUUCGUGUGGCUCGAGGAGAUUGAGAAAGAGGCCGAUCGCAUGUUCACCAGAGAGUUCAGCAAAGAGCCUGAGCUGAUGCCCAAAACGCCUUCUCAGAAGAACCGGCAGAAGAAGAGACGGAUUUCUUAUGCUCAGGAUGAAAACAGAGACCCAAUCCGGAAAAGGUUGUCCCGCAGAAAGACUCGGAGCAGCCAGCUGAGCUCCCGGCAUCUGCGCAGCAAGGACAAGGCGGAGCAGCUGGCCACAGCGACAGGGGAGAAGGGCUCUGUCCCGCGGCGGGUGACCCGAGCUGCAGCCGCAGCUGCAGCAGCCAACAUGGGUGCUGCUUUGCCCACCCCGGAGUCUCCCACCACACUGACCAGAAAGCCCAAAAAUAGCGACACCCAGUGCCAACUGGUGCCCACGGUAGAGAUAGGCGUUGGCGAGCGCCGCAGUGCCGAGCAGCACCUCAGCCAGCUCAAGUCUGCCCGGGCUCCGUCCCCAGCUCCCGCUCCAGCCAGAGCCCCGGCCUCCCAGACCACCUUGGUAUCGGACAAGGAAUCAACACCCAAGAAGUCAGAGGCCGGGAGACUGGAGUCUGUCACCGUGAGCUCCCUGAUGGCUACACCCCAGGACCCCAAGGGCCGAGGGGUCGGAGCAGGCCGGUCCGCCUCCAAGCUCCGGAUUGCGCAGACCUCCCCAGGCCCGCAGGACUCACCUGGCUCUCCAGCCUCCCCCUGGCGGGAGCGGGUGCUGGCUCCCAUCCUGCCGGAUAACUUCUCAACGCCUAGGGGCUCCCAUGGGGACCCACAGUCAGUGCGGCGCAGCCUGAUCCGCCCAACCUCCCCAGGUCCCCAGGUUUCUCUGGCCCAGAAGUAUUCCCUGGUGACCAAACCGGAGAGCACCGUCCGCAGGUCAAGCAGAAGGAUUGCCAAGAAGGCCACCAAAGAGCCGCCCCCCUCCGCCCGCAUCAUUUGUCACAGUUACCUGGAGAGGCUCCUGAAUAUUGAGGUGCCCCAGAAAGUCAGCCCGAAGCAGAAGGAGCCCAGCGAGGAGGCUGAGCUUGUGGAGGCAGCUGAGCCGGAGGUCCCCAAGAACGACACGAGUACCUUGUGGCCCCACAGUGCCACCAAGAUCGCCGUUAGCACGCCCGGCCCGCACCCUGAGGCUCGUGGCCAGGAAACGCCCUCUGAAGGGCAGCAGGAGGUCAAGACCAACCAAGCAGAUGGCCCCAAGGAGCCGCCCCAGAGUGUCAGGAGGAAGCGCAGCUACAAGCAGGCUGUGAGUGAGCUGGAUGAGGAGCAGCAGCUGGAGGACGAGGAGCUGCAGCCCCCCAGGAGCAAGACCCCUUCCCCUCCCUGUCCAGCCAGCAAGGUGGUACGGCCCCUCCGGACCUUCAUGCAUACCGUGCAGAGGAACCAGAUGCUCAUGACCCCGACCUCAGCCUCCCACAGCAGCGUCAUGAAAUCCUUCAUUAAGCGCAACACUCCCCUGCGCGUGGAUCCCAAGUUCAGCUUCGUUGAGAAGGAGCGGCAGCGCCUGGAGAGCCUGAGGCGGAAGGAGGAGGCGGAGCAGCUCCGCAGGCAGAAGGUGGAGGAGGACAAGCGGCGGCGGCUGGAGGAGGUGAAGCUGAAGCGCGAGGAGCGCCUCCGGAAGGUGCUGCUGGCUCGGGAGCGGGUGCAGCAGAUGAAGGAGGAGAAGAAAAAGCAGAUCGAGCAGAAGUUUGCUCAGCUGGAUGAGAAGACAGAGAAGGCCAAGGAGGAGCGAUUGGCUGAGGAGAAGGCCAAGAAAAAGGCAGCAGCCAAGAAGAUGGAGGAGGCGGAGGUGCGCAGAAAGCAGGAGGAGGAGGCGCGGAGGCUCAGGUGGCUGCAGCAGGUGCGGAUGCAGGUGGACAGAGUGGAGCUUCAGGAGAGGGAGAAAGCCCUGCGGCUCCAGAAGGAGAAGCUGCAGAGGGAACUGGAGGAAAAGAAGAAAAAGGAAGAGCAGCAGCGCCUGGCUGAGCAGCAGCAGCUGCAGGAGGAAAAGAAGAAAGCCAAGGAGGCUGCAGCAGCCAGCAAAGGCCUGAACAUGACCAUGGAUGUGCAGUCUCCAGCUUGUACCUCCUAUCAGAUGACUCCACAAGGGCACAGGGCACCCCCCAAGAUUAACCCGGAUAACUAUGGGAUGGAUCUGAAUAGCGAUGACUCCACGGACGAUGAGACCCAUCCCCGGAAGCCCAUCCCUGCCUGGGCCAGAGGCACCCAGCUCAGCCAGGCCAUCAUCCACCAGUACUACCACCCGCCGAACCUUCUCGAGCUCUUUGGAACCAUUCUCCAGCUGGACUUGGAGGACAUCUUCAAGAAGAGCAAGCCUCGUUACCACAAGCGCACCAGCUCUGCCGUUUGGAACUCGCCGCCCCUGCAGGGCAGCAGGGUCACCGGCAGCCUGGCCUACAGCCUGAAGAAGUACUGAGGCCGGCCUGCGGGCCCUGUUGGCAGUCUCAGCCCCAGCCCUAGUUUGUCUGUCUGCCUGCCUUGUCUGUCCAUCUCUCUGUUGAUCUGGUGCCCUCCUGCCUGGUGUUCUGUCACUGAGGGUUUGGUCACGUGUAUAUAAACGUUCUCUGUGUGCUGCAGAUGGAAAGUGGCCCAGGCCUGUUUGGAGGCUGCGCUGGGGUGUUCGGGGAAGUGCCAGGCCCAGCCCCGCCUGGCCCACAGGCAGCACUGUGUACAUAGAUUGGUAUUAUAUAAUUCAGCUGAAUUUUAGCCGCUAGUGUUUGAGAGCUAGAUUAAUAAAGUCUGUUCCUUCAA
Molecule: messenger RNA, 3261 nt
Organism: Hipposideros armiger (great roundleaf bat)
Lineage: Eukaryota; Metazoa; Chordata; Mammalia; Chiroptera; Hipposideridae
Gene: INCENP
Product: inner centromere protein
Exons: 18
Coding region: 407-2926 (839 amino acids)
Biological process (GO): mitotic cytokinesis; meiotic spindle midzone assembly; metaphase chromosome alignment
Cellular component (GO): nucleus; kinetochore; meiotic spindle midzone
Source: RefSeq, a predicted model, not a curated record